Messenger RNA from Rotaria sp. Silwood1, 550 nucleotides. The record is from the annotation of a GenBank genome assembly. Lineage: Eukaryota; Metazoa; Rotifera; Eurotatoria; Philodinida; Philodinidae.
CCCAUAACUUUUGCAGCUAUGGGCAAUUGCCCAAUGGCCCUACCCCUGGCUACGCCACUGGAUACGUUAGUAGCACAACCACCGAGUAAUACUAAUGAACUUUCAGCUAUUUGACCAUUUUUUUAUUCCUAUUACGGUAUUGGUUAAACUUUGAAUAGACGUCUAUGAUUUUAUUUUUUCCAAAAGAACAAAAUCUAUUUACCAGGUCCACCAGUAAUAACACAAACACCAAUUUGAUCACUUAGACGAGAAACGGCAUCAGGUUAAAUCACAAACAAAAGCUGUUUUUUUUUCAAUCUUAUAUAAAGAAAGUUUUACCAGCAAAGGCAGCAAUUACUUCAUGACGAGUAUUAAUUAUACGUAUAUUAUGUUUUUUCACAAGCAACUAAUAUUGCUCAUAUAUGACCAACAGAUAAACAGAAUAGAUAAGGAAUUCUAUGAGCCUUAAUGAAAAACGAAAUUUUUAUUAUUACUAUAAAUAAAUAUCAAUCACUUAUCUACUUUAAGGACACCAACAACAAGUUCAUCACCAUAUGCUGUUGGUUGGUGA